GAUCACUUUUGAUUUCAAUUUUUUUUUUCUGAUGAACAUCCUUUUUCAGAGAAUCACAGUCACAAUCAAAGAUUCAAGAAACAAAAAAAAACACGUUUUUUCAAUAAUUUCGGAUAAUUUCUUUCUGCCGGUUAUCGAAUUGAUAAUGAUGAAAUCAUUUAUUUUUCGAUCAAUUUUUUUAUUCAUAUUAUUGUUAUCAUUGUCAAUAUUAUCAUGUAAUUCACAACACAUUUUUCAAUUUACACAAAAAUUUCCAUCAAUUCAACGAAGUCGAUCGACGUUUGUAAACUUCGUAAAUCAACAUCGUACACCGAAAUUAUUGCGAUUCAAUAAUGAUGAACGACGAUCAAAUACCAUUAGUUCUCGGAUAGAUUCAUUAUUAUCGCCUCGAAAAAAAUGCGAAAUUGGUACAUGUCAAUUUUAUUACAAUUGUGCAAGAAAAACAUCAUCACCAUCAAAAUUCUGUGAGAUGAAUAAUGGUUUUUCCGGUGUUUGUUGUCAUGAUAAUGUUUCGCAUUUUGGCAUAGGUAUUCCAGAAGUUCGACGAUUAACGACAACUUCGAAUUCAAUUAAACCAAAAGAAACUACAAAAUUAUUAACUCAACCAACUGUUAAUUUAGCCAAUUUUGAAUCGAAAGAAGCUCGUCAAACUAUACAGGAUCUUGUAUCGCUUGAAAAUGAAUUGCGACGAAAUGAUCUUGAACCGAAAAGUGGUACACAAGAAUUUUCUCAUCAAAAUUUUUUCGGUGGUAAUCAAUUAUCAUUGAAAGAAAUGAAUGAUGCUACACAGGCAUUAGAAAUGUUUAUCAGCUUUGUUAAAAGCCAAAACUUGUCUAUCGACGAUAUUCAGUCUAGUAACCUGAAUAUUCAAGACAUUUCUUCAUUGGCAGGUCUUUGUGAACCGAAUCCGGUUUGUCAAAACAUUCGAUACCGAAAUCCUGACGGCACUUGCAAUAAUCUUAUCUAUACAAAUCAAGGAAAAGCUGUCAGUACUUUUACUCGAUUGUUAUCACCUGAUUAUGGCGAUCGUAUCAAUGAGCCAAGACGUGCAAUGGAUGGAAGUGAAUUGCCAAAUGCACGACAAAUUUCAAUGCAUAUUUCACCGGAAUCACAAAUUGAAAAUGAUUUCUAUUCAACAAUGUUGAUGCAAUUCGGUCAAUUUAUUGAUCAUGACAUCAGUCGAACAGCCAUUACUCGAACUCAUGAUGACAAACGUAUAAGUUGUUGUGAUGAAAAAGUUCGUCAAAAUCAAAAACUUUUACAUCCAGCCUGUUUCGUCAUUCCAGUUCCUUUGGAUGAUUUUUUUCUUCGAGCUGAAUCACAGACUUGUAUCAAUUUUGUACGAUCAGCACCAGCUGUCAAUCCUAAAUGUAGAUUUGGACCACGAGAACAGCUAAAUCAAAUAUCAUCAUAUAUUGAUGGUGAUCACAUUUAUGGACCAUCAUUGCAGCAAGAAUCUCGACUUCGUCAAUUUCAAGGUGGAUUAAUGAAAGUAACAAUGUUAAAUCAACGACAAUUUCCACCCACCACUUCGAAUCGAAAUGAAGGAAAUUGUCAAAUUCCACGUACAUCUAACAUGAGUUGUUUUUUGGCUGGUGAUAUUCGUGCAAACGAAGUCGUUGAUCUUGUUGUUUUGCAUACAGUAUUCCUUCGUGAACAUAAUCGAAUUGCAACCAUAUUACAAAAUAUGCAUCAAAAUUGGAAUGAUGAAACUUUGUUUCAAGAAACAAAACGAAUCAUUAUAGCCGAAUUACAGCACAUUAUCUAUAAUGAAAUGUUGCCACUAAUUCUCGGACCAAAAACCAUUGAACAUUUUGGAUUAAAAAUUCGUGAUGGUUAUAGUGAUUCCUAUGAUCAGGCUGUAGAUGCUACAAUUUUAAAUGAAUUCAGUACAGCAGCAUAUAGGUUACAUUCAUUAGUGAAUGGUAUAUUGAAUCUAAAUUCACCGGAAAAUGAGAUUAUUGCUCAAAUUUCAUUGAGAGAUGUAUUUGCUAAUCCAUCUUUAUUAUAUCAACCUGGUGUAUAUGAUAUGCGAAUAGCCGGUCUAAUUGGACAAGGCAUGAAAAAUUUUGAUAAUUUUUUCACACGAGAUGUGACCAAUCAUUUGUUUCAAGCACCGGGCAAAAGAUUUGGACUUGAUCUAGUUGCAUUGAAUAUUCAACGUGGUCGUGAUCAUGGUAUUCAAAGUUAUGUUAAAUAUCGUGAACUUUGUGGUCUUUCAAAAGUGGAAUCGUUUGCUGAUCUUCGUAACGUGUUAUCAAAUCCAACCGUAGCCGAUGUUCUUAGCCAUUUAUACAAACGAGUAGAAGAUGUUGAUUUAUUCAUUGCCGGAACAUCUGAACAGAUUUUACCGGGUGCUGUUGUUGGUCCAACGUUUGCUUGUAUUAUCGGUGAACAAUUUCGACGUACCAAAGAAGGUGAUCGAUUCUGGUAUGAAAAUGGUGGCAUGGAAACAUCAUUCACGCCAGGACAAUUGGCUGAAAUUAAAAAGAUUUCUUUGGCAAAAAUUCUUUGCGAUAAUAGUGAUGUCGGUAUUAUGCAACGAUUCGCAUUGUUAAUACCGUCGGUCAGCAAUCCGAAAAUACGAUGCGAUCAAUUACCAUCGAUUAAUCUGAAUGAAUGGAUUUGAAUUUAUUAUGUUUUUUUCUUGUUUACAAUGAAUAAAAAAUUAACUUUUAUUUCAUAA
This is a messenger RNA of Dermatophagoides pteronyssinus (European house dust mite), 2686 nucleotides long. Its product is annotated as salivary peroxidase/catechol oxidase-like. Gene Ontology annotation, biological process: response to oxidative stress. NCBI's taxonomy places the organism in Eukaryota, Metazoa, Arthropoda, Arachnida, Sarcoptiformes, Pyroglyphidae. The record is from RefSeq and is a predicted model, not a curated record. Gene Ontology annotation, molecular function: peroxidase activity; heme binding.